AUGCCUAUAAGCCCAGGACUUCUUCGAAGGAUUCUCGAAGCCGGUGAAGAUCCAAAUGAUUGGGAAUCUGAGUCUGAAAAUGGCGAUAACAACGACGAUGGUUCUCGCGUCACGGUCCCUGAUCUCUUGCCAGUGCCGCCAAACGCUUUCUCGAAACCCAACGAUACACUGUGCAGCACCUGUAAAUCACUCAAGCUUACGCCAAGUCGAUUUGUUGUUCAUCCUAGUGAUGGAGAGAAUCAAAAUGUACCGGAUAAUCCCAAUAUUAAGUUAGGCCUCGUGAAGGAUAUUAAAAGCAAGUCCAAUUGUCCCUUCUGUCGUUUGGUCUUGAAGGCACUUUUCAAAGGGGAACCUGUAGAAACAGAAGAAGGGAUUGAUGUCGAAGUAACAAUGAGUUGGAACACCGACGGCCCAAGACCUGAUCCAAACCAACCAUGGCGACAUAUCCCUCAGAUUCGCGUUCUUAGACCCUACGCUCAAAAGGUCGGUGGCGGCUAUAUUGCUGAUCUCGAAAGGUCCAAUAUGUUCCCUGAAAUCACUUUACUUGCCAACGACGCACCCACAUCUUCAAAAUCCUUUUUCGCCCGACUGAUCAAAGACCAAAUUGAUUUUGGGAUGGUCAAAAACUGGAUGGAAAUGUGUCGGGAAGGCCACGGUGACUUCUGCACCCAGUCAAAAAUGCUGGAACACGAAAUCAAGGAUCCAGUAAACGAGAUCCCUUCUUUCCGGCUCAUUGAUGUCAUUGAUAAUUGCGUUAUACAACCUCCUCAUCACUGCCGAUACAUCGCUCUGAGCUAUGUCUGGGGGAAAAUCGACCCAUCUACUAUCCUCCGACUACUGAAAGCCAACGUGGCCGAGUUGCGCAAACCAGGAGCACUGUCCCGCAAUGAAAAUUUCAGUAAAAUUCCACUCACAAUCCGUGACGCGAUGCAACGCAAAUCCAUGCCUAUGGGAACCAUCCUCAGUCUGCUUCUGGUGCUUUAG
Psilocybe cubensis is the source of this 984-nucleotide messenger RNA. RefSeq lists its product as uncharacterized. The transcript has 2 exons. NCBI's taxonomy places the organism in Eukaryota, Fungi, Basidiomycota, Agaricomycetes, Agaricales, Agrocybaceae. Bases 1 to 984 code for a protein of 327 amino acids. The record is from RefSeq and is a predicted model, not a curated record.